Toxotes jaculatrix (banded archerfish) is the source of this 7564-nucleotide messenger RNA. Its product is annotated as retinal-specific phospholipid-transporting ATPase ABCA4-like. Gene Ontology annotation, cellular component: intracellular membrane-bounded organelle; membrane. NCBI's taxonomy places the organism in Eukaryota, Metazoa, Chordata, Actinopteri, Toxotidae. Gene Ontology annotation, biological process: transmembrane transport; lipid transport. The record is from RefSeq and is a predicted model, not a curated record. Gene Ontology annotation, molecular function: ATP binding; lipid carrier activity; ATP hydrolysis activity. The coding region runs from base 1 to 6960 and encodes 2319 amino acids. The transcript has 49 exons.
AUGAAGACAGGCUCUCAAAUCCGCCUGUUACUGUGGAAAAACUGGACUCUCCGCAAGAGACAGAAGAUCCGCUUCCUGGUGGAGAUCUUCUGGCCAGUGUUGCUAUUCAUUGGUCUGGUGUGGCUGAGGAAGGCUAAUCCACUGUACCAGCAACAUGAAUGUCAUUUCCCCAACAAGGCCAUGCCCUCAGCAGGGAUUCUGCCCUGGAUCCAGGGCAUCUUCUGCAACGCCAACAACCCCUGCUUCCGAUAUCCAACCAGAGGAGAGUCUCCAGGAGUUGUCUCCAACUAUAACAACUCAGUAUUGGCACGGUUCUAUGUUGAUGUCCAGGAGCUUCUGCUCAAUGAAACGGACGUCCAGCAGCUUGGUCAGCUUUGGCAUGAAAUGUCGUCCUUCUCAAACUUCAUGGACACGUUACGCAACAACCCAUCUGUGGUGUCAGGCCGUGGGCUCAAGAUAGAUGACAUUCUGAAGGAUGACGAGGUUCUCACGGCCUUCCUGUUGCGAGACGCCGGCCUCUCGGACUCAAUAGUCUACCAGCUCAUCAAUGCAGAAAUAAGACUAGAACAGUUUGCCUUUGGUAUCCCAGACCUGCAGCUGAAAGACAUUGCGUGCAGUCAGGCCUUACUGGAGCGUUUCAUCAUCUUCCCCAGUCGCAUGGGACUCCACGGGGUCCGCAACGCCAUGUGUGCCCUCAGCCAGCAAAGACUGCAGAAGAUAGAGGACGUCCUUUAUGCUAAUCUGGACUUCUUCAAGAUCUUCAAACUGAUGCCCCAGGUUAUGGACAGAAGCUCCCAGGGGAUUGACCUGCACUUCUGGGGCCAGGUUCUUAAGGCAACAUCAGAGAAGAUCCAAGUUCUGAUGGAGCGGGAGAGCUCUCAGGAGCUCCUGAAGGUAGUUUCCUCUCUGUUCCGAGCUGGGGGUCCGCCCUCCUUCACCCAGCUUAUGUCCAGUGUGUCGAACCUCUUCUGUGGAUACCCAGAGGGAGGCGGCUCCAGGGUCCUGUCCUUCAACUGGUACGAGGACAACAACUACAAGGUGUUUCUCGGGGUCAAUGGCACCAAGAGCCACAACUAUGUUUAUGAUGACACUGCCACUCCCUUCUGCAACGCCCUCAUGCAGACCCUGGAGUCCAACCCUGUCACAAAAAUUGUGUGGAAUUCAGUCAAGCCCCUGCUGAUGGGAAAGAUCCUGUACACCCCCGACUCCCCUGCCGUCCGCCAGAUAUUAAAGAGUGCCAACACAACCUUCGAGGAGCUAGAGAGGCUCCAGAACAUGGCAAAGGCCUGGGAGGAGGUGGGACCUCAGCUCUGGGCUUUUUUCUACAACAGCGUCCAGAUGAAUAUGAUCAGGGACACUCUGAGAAACCCGACAGUGAUGCACUUCAUGGACAACAGUCUGAAGGACACUGACUUUACCACCAAAGACAUUCUUAACUUCCUACACAGUGGUCAUGAGGAGGAGAGGGAGGCAGGAAUGCCAAACUUUGACUGGAGGAACAUUUUCAACAUCACUGACCAGAUCAUACGCAUGUUCAACCAGUAUGGAGAGUGCAUCAGUCUGGAUAAGUUUGUGGCCUACACAGAUGAGUCCCAGAUGAUCCACCAGGCCUUGUACCUGCUAGAGGAGAAUAAGUUUUGGGCUGGCGUGGUGUUCAUGGACAUGUACCCCUGGACCACAAGUGUACCGCCACAUGUCAAGUAUAAGAUUCGCAUGGACAUUGAUGCAGUGGAGCGUACCAACAAGAUCAAAGACAGGUACUGGGACCCUGGUCCCCGAGCAGACCCCAUGGAGGACCAGAGGUACAUCUGGGGAGGCUUUGCCUAUCUGCAGGACAUGAUUGAACAUGGCAUCAUCAAGCUUCACACAGGCAAUGACUGGCCACUUGGGGUCUACGUCCAGCAGAUGCCCUAUCCAUGUUAUGUAGAUGACCUUUUUAUGAUCACACUGAACCGCUGCUUCCCGAUGUUCAUGGUGCUGGCGUGGAUCUACUCUGUGUCCAUGACUGUGAAGAGCAUUGUGCUGGAGAAGGAGCUGCGCCUCAAGGAGACCCUCAAAGCCAUGGGGGUCGACAACGGUGCUAUUUGGUACACAUGGUUCAUGGACAGCUUCAUCAUGAUGACUGCAAGCACGGUGCUGCUCACCUCCAUCAUCAUGGGUGGAAAGGUGCUGAAUUACAGUGACCCCAUCGUUGUGUUCUUCUUCCUGCUGACUUUCACCAUCACCACCAUCAUGCAGUGUUUCCUGAUGAGUGUGUUCUUCAACCAGGCCAACCUAGCAGCUGCCUGCAGCGGCAUCAUCUAUUUCACCCUCUACCUGCCUCACAUCCUCUGCUUCGCCUGGCAGGACCGAAUCACAAAAAACAUGAAGUUGGCUGCUAGCUUGUUGUCUCCAGUGGCCUUUGGCUUUGGGACAGAGUACCUGUCACGGUACGAGGAGCAGGGUUUGGGACUGCAGUGGGACAACAUCCAGACCAGCCCACUAGAGAAAGACACCUACUCGUUCCUCACCUCCAUCUUCAUGAUGAUAUUUGAUGCUGUCAUCUACGCUGUCCUAGCCUGGUAUCUGGAUAAUGUCUUUCCAGGACAGUACGGCAUUGGUCGGCCAUUCUACUUCCCAUUCCAGCCCUCAUACUGGCAAAGACCUGCACCCUCUCGUGCAGAAAUGGCUGAUCGAGAUCCUGAGAAACCUGAGCCAGAGAAUAUGGAGAAGGAUUUCGAGAGCAGGGGCACACCAGAGACAUACAUCUGCAAUGGUUCAGCCAGCAAGAAAACCUGCAAGCACCAAAGUAAGAGGGAAAGACUAUUAAGAGAGAAAGAGGUGCUGAGACAACAACAGGAAACGCCAAAUCAGGAGGAGUGUCAGGACUCAGGGAAGGAAGGUCAGUUGUUCUUUGAACCCGACCCGUUGGGCCUGGUCAUGGGAGUGCAGAUCCAGGACCUGGUAAAGGUGUUUGAUGGAAGCUCUCGUCCAGCAGUCAAUGGUCUCAACAUCAAUUUCUACGAAGGCCAGAUCACAUCCUUCCUCGGACACAAUGGGGCUGGAAAAACCACAACAAUGUCCAUCCUGACUGGAUUGUUCCCUCCCACAUCUGGCACAGCCUACAUUAACGGAAGAGACAUUAGGACUGACAUGGACAUCAUCCGUUCGUCCAUGGGCAUGUGUCCUCAAUACAACAUCCUCUUCAAACAUCUCACAGUGGAAGAGCACAUCCUGUUCUACUCACUGCUGAAGGGUCGGACUCAGGCGGAGGCAGAGAAGGAGGUUGAGGACAUGCUGGUGGACCUAGGGCUGCCUCACAAGAGAGACGACGAGGCUCAGAACCUCUCAGGAGGUAUGCAGAGGAAACUGUCAGUUGCCAUGGCGUUUGUUGGAGGGUCAAAGGUCGUCAUCCUGGAUGAGCCCACUUCAGGAGUGGACCCCUAUUCCAGGAGAUCUAUCUGGGAUCUCCUACUGAAAUACAGAACUGGCCGUACGGUGAUUCUGUCCACCCAUCACAUGGAUGAGGCCGACCUGCUGAGCGACCGCAUCGCCAUCAUCUCCAAAGGACAGCUGCACUGUUGUGGAUCCCCCCUCUUCCUCAAGAACUGUUUCGGAGUGGGUUUCUAUCUGACACUGGUACGCCGCAUGAAGGACCUGAAAAAAAAGGAGAAUGACUGCGACUGUGCCUCAGACUGCUCCUGUUCCUGCUCCAUAUGUACCAGAUACAAAGAUCAGUCUCAGAACCAGUCCCAGCAUCUAGACAGAGUUCUAGAUGGGGAUAUAGACAACAUCACCGGCCUCAUCCACCACCAUGUCCCUGAAGCCAAACUGAUUGAGAUGAUUGGGCAGGAGCUGACCUAUCUGCUCCCCAAUAAAGGGUUCAAGCAUCGGGCGUAUGCCAGUCUUUUUAGAGAGCUGGAGGAGACUCUUGUAGAAAUGGGCCUCAGCAGCUUUGGCAUCUCUGACACAUCACUGGAGGAGAUAUUCAUAAAGGUCACUGCAGAUGGAGAAGCAGCGAAUAAUGCCACCACUCCUGAGCAGUGGAUGUUGCAGCGGAGAAAAAAUGACGGCCAAGUUGGUGUAGAGGGAGAUGAAGAACAAAAUGGUGUGAAUGGUACUGCCCAUGGUGCAUCAGACAGCAGCGCAGGAAAGGGCUCCAGGCAGGUGAAAGGUGCUUCUCUGAUCCUGAAGCAGUUCCACGCGCUGCUGGUAAAGAGGUUUCACCAUGCCACCAGAAGCCAGAAAGACUUCCUAGCACAGAUCGUCCUCCCUGCCAGUUUUGUCCUGAUAGCUCUGAUCUUCACCAUGAUCGUCCCCCCGUUUGGAGAGUAUCCCAGUCUGACUUUGACACCCUGGAUGUACGGACAGCAGUUCACCUUCUUCAGUAAUGAGCAGCCAUUUGACCCCAAGAUGAAACACUUCGUUGAGCGUUUAUUAAACCAACCAGGCCUGGGGACCCGCUGCAUGGAAGGAGAACCACUAGGAAUGCCCUGCACUAACACUACAUCAGAGUGGGAGAAUCCUGAUGUCUCCCCUGUGGUCAGCAACAUCUUACAGAGUCCUGCGUGGAACCAGAGAAACCCGUCUCCCUCCUGCCAGUGCAGCACCAGUAAGAAGUUGACCAUGAUGCCCAUCUGUCCCAUCGGCGCAGGAGGCCUUCCCCCUCGCCAGCGAAUCGAGGCCACGGGAGACACAAUGCUGGAUCUGACAGACAGGAACAUCUCUGACUACCUGGUUAAAACUUACCCCAGUCUCAUCAGAACCAGUUUGAAGAGCAAAUACUGGGUGAACGAACAAAGGUACGGAGGCCUGUCAAUAGGAGGACAACUUCCCAUCCUGAAGGUGGACCCCAAAGACAUCCAGAGUGUUUUCCAUCAGCUGGGACAAAUGCUCAACAUCUCAGGGGGUUACCAUUCUGGACUUGCACUGAAGGAGAUUGGUCCUUUCUUACGAUACAUGGAAAGUGAAUUCAAUGUAAAGGUUUGGUAUAAUAAUAAAGGCUGGCACGCCAUGGUGGCCUUCAUGAAUGUGGCCAGUAAUGCCAUCCUGCGGGCCUUCCUACCCACAACUGCCAAACCUGUGGAGUUUGGCAUCACCGCCAUCAACCACCCUCUAAACCUCACCAAAGAGCAGCUUUCCGAAGUCACUGUGUUGACCACCUCUGUAGACGCCGUAGUGGCUAUCUGUGUUAUUUUCGCCAUGUCCUUCAUCCCUGCCAGCUUCGUCCUCUACCUCAUCCAGGAGCGUGUCACCAAGGCCAAGCACCUGCAGUUCGUUAGCGGGGUCAGCCCUUUAGUUUACUGGGUGGCCAACUUCUUCUGGGACAUAAUUAACUACACUCUCAGUGCUGCAAUGGUGGUUGGCAUUUUCGUGGCUUUUGAUAAAAAGUGUUACACAUCACCAUCCAACCUGCCGGCACUAAUUGCUCUUCUUCUACUGUACGGAUGGUCAGUUACGCCCAUGAUGUAUCCCAUGUCCUACAUAUUCAACAUCCCAAGUACUGCAUACGUCUCUCUGUCCUGCAUCAACCUGUUCAUCGGCAUCAACAGCAGCGCCCUCACCUUCAUUCUGGAGCUUUUUGAAAACAAUCGGCCUUUGCUUAUGGUCAAUGAGUGGCUGAAGAAAUGCCUGCUGGUGUUCCCUCACUUCUGCCUGGGGCGAGGACUGAUAGAUAUGGCCAUGAACCAGGCUGUUACUGAUGUCUAUGCCAGGUUUGGUGAGGAGCACACACUGGACCCUUUCCGGUGGGACUUCGUGGGGAAAAAUAUUGCUUUCAUGGCUGUGGAAGGCUUUGUCUACUUUAUUCUCAAUCUUCUCAUCCAGUACCGGUUCUUCUUGGACCACUGGUUAUCAGACUACAAACAUACCCCAAUACAAGAUGAAGAUGAUGAUGUGGCAGCAGAGAGGCAGAGAAUUUAUGAUGGAGGGAGCAAAACAGACAUCCUGCAGAUCAGAGACCUCUCUAAGACGUAUGUGGGCAGGAAGAGGGCAGCUGUGGACCGGAUUUGUGUGGGAGUCCCUGCAGGAGAGUGCUUUGGUCUCCUGGGAGUUAAUGGAGCUGGAAAGACGACGACCUUCAAAAUGCUGACUGGUGACACUGAUGUCAGCUCUGGGGAAGCUACUGUGGCUGGUUACAGCAUCCUGACAGAGAUUCUGGAUGUGCACCAGAACAUGGGCUACUGCCCUCAGUUUGAUGCCAUCGAUGAGCUCCUUACUGGCAGGGAGCAUCUCUACCUUUAUGCUCGUCUCAGAGGGGUUCCUGAGUCAGAGAUUCCCAGGGUGGCAGAGUGGGGCAUCCAGAAGCUGGGUCUCACAGAGUACGCUGGCCACUGUGCAGGGACGUACAGUGGAGGCAACAAACGUAAACUCUCCACAGCUAUCGCAAUGAUUGGCUGCCCAGCACUGGUGCUGCUGGACGAGCCCACGACAGGGAUGGACCCGCACUCUCGACGCUUCCUGUGGAACGCCAUCAUGAGUGUCAUUCAGGAUGGCAGGGCCGUGGUGCUAACAUCACACAGCAUGGAGGAGUGUGAGGCCCUCUGCACCCGACUGGCCAUCAUGGUCAAUGGGACCUUCAAGUGUUUGGGUACCAUCCAGCAUCUCAAAUACAAAUUUGGUGACGGCUACGUAGUGACCAUGAAAAUCAAGGCAGCUAAAGUUGGCUUGUCCCCAGAGCUGGAGCCUGUCGAGAGCUUUAUGGAGAGCUGCUUCCCCGGCUGUGUUCAGCGGGAGAAGCACUACAACACACUGCAGUACGAGAUUGCCUCCUCCUCCCUGGCCAGGAUAUUUCAGCUGGUGGUGGCCAAUAAAGAGAGGCUCAGCAUCGAAGACUACUCUGUUUCUCAGACAACACUGGACCAGGUGUUUGUCAACUUUGCCAAGCAACAGACAGGAGAGGACGAGGAUGUUUCGUUACACAGACGGACGGCAGGAGGAAGAAAAGACGUCAAGAUUUCUCCAGUGAAGAGGAAAACAUGAAAAAGUCACCUGUAAAUGAACGGACAACCAAAUGGAGGUAUUACUCUGCAGGGCAGUAAGCUAACUUUCAGCCACUUUUUAUAUUUCCCUGCCCAAAUUGCUUUUUAGAAUAGAGCCUGGCCAGUUACCUGCCAAAGUCACUGGUAGAGCAGUUUAUCAAAAACCCAGCACAUCUGACACAUUACUUGAAAUUAUGUUUGUUUGCUUUAAACAGCAGAAACUAAUGCAACAAAGAUUUCCUCAUCUGACAUAUGUAAAAGAAAGACAGUUCUGCUUAUAUUAACUUGUACAAAUAUGUACAUAUUGUAUGUGUAAUGAAUACUUAAGCACCUUAGCAGUAUUUUUAAAAUUUGAAAUGUCAUUUAAUGUUGGCUGUAUUUACUGACUGAAUGCAAAACAUGUUUACCGUCACUUCCAUUCUUUUCAGUUAUUUACUGUUGUAUAUUGUUAUAUAUUGAAGCUUUUCUUUGUCUGUUUCAUACAUUGCCAUGUCAUGUUGUUCCCCAGUCAGUACAAAAUGUUCCUCUUAAAAGGAUUACAUUUGAGAAAAAUUAGGUUUUAGAUAAAUAUAGCUGUAAAUAAAUCUAUUUUGUAUUUGGCCAAA